AAGCCCUCAUCCCCCUUUUUAAUAUUCAGCUCUAAUGGUGGGUUAUCAGACAAUCCGAAGUCUGCAAAUAAAUGAGUGGGAAAAGAGAACAAAAUGGUCAUCGUGAUGACAACUUGGGGAUAGAGAGAAAAAUAUGGUACAAAAAAAGAAAGAGAACAGGGAAGAAGCAGAGAAAGAGCUCAUCCAUUACUGUUGACGGUUGAAGGCCAUGUUCUUGAGCAGCUGCUCAUCGAACAGACCUUCAUCUCCCAGUGUUUGUGAGAUACAGAGGGUGAAUAGAGCUCGGUGCUUCCCUGUGGAGCGGAACAUCAGCCUCAUCAAGUCAGACUGAGCAGGGAUGCAGCAGGGAUGGAGGGCGCCUUCAAAAUAAAAGAAUAUAAACAGAUUUUUCUACUAUGGAUCAUGAUAAUAAGAGCAAUAAAAUAAAAUAAAAUAAAAACAACGCAAUAACAGGAAUAACAACAUUAUCACAAUAUCAGUUAAAGUAGUAACAGUAGUAGUAUGUAAUGGUAGGUUUUUAUUAUUUUUAAACAUUACAUUUCAUCUAAUAGCUGUCUUCUUGCCCUAUAACUAUUGUUUUUUUUUCCCACAGUUGAAGACACCAGCCUUGACUGAUUUUAUAGCUAUUGUGUGCACUUUAAAUGGGAAUCUUGUAUUUAUAUGCUUUGGCUAAAACAGAGCAGAAAGAGUCUGUCACAAGGAUACCAGUGUUUUUCUCUUAUGCUGAAAUGUCCAUGGCAGAACCAAUCAGCAGGCUUCACCUGAGAUGUGUCACUGCAUUCAAUCACACACACCUGCAGCCAAUCACACACACUCAGGCAAGUCAGAGGAAGGAAGACAUGAAGGAAGUUGUGAACGCGCUGCCCCGUGUGUUUGGACAGUGGAGGAAACGUGCACCGGAGGAGGCAGUGAAUGAACCGAUCAGCGAGGCGGAUGACAAACAACGAGGCGGCUGUGCUCAGAAGGAGCUGAUGGAGAGAUGAACCAGAGGAGGAGGAGGAGGAGGAUGCUGAUGAUGAUGCUGAUGAUGCUGAUGAGGAGGAUUUGAGCAAACACGGGGAUCACAACCUUCUGUGGAUACAAUUUGACUCAUUCUUGGCUGAGUGUUUAAACAAACUCAGAGACGGCAGCAGCAGCAGCAGCAGCAGCAGCAGGCUUGGAGAUGAAACGCUGGUGUGAAUGAACAGUGAUGUGCGUGAUUUUCCUUUACAGCAAAGCAGCUGCUCUGUGAGAGGAGACACGCAUCAAGCUCGCAAACAAACCACUAUUGUUUUAGUCAAACUUUUCCAGGCGCAGCUCGGUUGGACUGCACUAUUUAUCUCUGUCUUUUUAUUUUUUAUUUAAACUCAGUGAUUUAACCGGAGGACCAUGACCAGGAUGCUGCUUUCGGAGGUGAUCGUGGAGCGGACUUUUCAGCCCAGUAGGUAAUAACUGGACAAGAGCAGCCUCUGUUGACAUAAAUGCAACCUUUGUUUGAUGCAACAAGCCACCGUAGCGACAUUGAACACCCGCAUCUUCAGUGUGUUUGGACAACACAGCUAAAGGCGUGACAACAUCUGAUCAUUUCGGUUCCACGCAGCUCUUUGUUGCAGGCGCAUGGAAAGAGUUUACUAACACAAACGAGCUCCGUGAAGGAACGACUCGUACCACACAGAUUUCACCUGUGGUUUCUGGCCAGUGUAGGGCUGAGAUUCAGAGGACCAGAUUUAGUCUGCAUCAUCUCUUUCAGUGAAACACCUUGUGUUAAUUCCCCUGGUCUCCAGCAGGGACAGGGCUUGGGCUCUGGUCUGGUCUGGUCUGGUCUUCUAACUAAGCUGCCAUCCAGCCGGACGACCCUCGGGGAUUUGGGUUGUGAAGGUGCAGCUGGAGAUUUUGGAGUUACUCAGACUUUCUUCAGCACGUGGGCAGAGGAGCAGGAGGAGACCAUGGGGUGCUGCACUGGCAGGUGCACCUUGGCCUUCAUCUGUGGCAUGCAGCUGGUCAGUAUAUUGGAGCGUCAGGUGCUUGAUUUCCUGGGAUAUCAGUGGGCUCCCAUUUUGACCAACUUCAUCCACGUCAUCGUCGUUAUCUUGGGCCUUUUUGGCACAAUUCAGUUCAGGCCUAGAUACGUCACAGGGUACGCAGCCUGGCUCGUGGCGUGGAUGACCUGGAAUGUUUUUAUCAUCUGUUUUUACCUGGAGGUUGGGGAUCUGUCUAAAGACACCGACCUCGUGCUGACUUUCAACCUGUCCAUGCAUCGCUCCUGGUGGAUGGAGAACGGCCCCGGGUGCAAGGUGACACCCAUCACCCCUCCCCCCUCCUGGGCACCUGAGGACCACAGAUAUAUAUCCAUAUCUGGCUGUCUGCUGGAUUUCCAGUACAUAGAGGUGGCUCACUCUUCACUGCAGAUACUCCUGGCUCUGUUGGGCUUCAUCUACGCCUGUUACGUGGUCAAACUCAUUUCUGAAGAGGAGGACAGCUUUGAUUUUAUAGGAGGCUUCGACUCGUACGGUUACCAGGGGCCCCAGAAGACGUCCCACCUUCAGCUACAGCCAAUGUACAUGUCCAAGUAAACCCAGGACAAACUACAGGAGUGCUGCCUUAUCCUACGCCACUACUUACAUUCUCUUUUUACUAACCCAGCCGGCGUUUCUUCCCAACAAACAAAAACGGGACGCCGUUGUUGGAUGAGACACACUGACGUCUAAAUAUUGCAUUGUCCCACCCAAACACACACCCUGAACAUGUCCUGAAGUCCCCCAUCGGUUUCUCUCUCUUUUUUUUUUUUUUAGUCAUGUCUGUUUCUGAGAAAACACUGGCCUCGUGUGGCUGGACGCGGCCACUACCAGGAUGUACAAGUCAUUUUCUCUUGUGCCGUUGGAAAAAAUCUGCAUUGUGAAAAAGCCAAACAAAGGGAGGAGCAAAUCAUCAAAGAUCCAGAGAGGCCUUUCGGGUUUCUGUUGUCAGGAAAUAACACGACGCCAGUGAUCUGCCGGAACCAGUUGCUUUCAGUGACGUUCUAGUGCAACAAAGAGCUCUCCUGUCUCAUAAUCCCUGCGUACACAGCAGAGCCUGCUGAAGUGUCCCUGGAGCUCUUUAUGCUCGGCGUGCCUCACAGAUUAAACACUGCACUUCAACUUAUCAAGUAUCUCUGAAAAAGACUACUGAUUAAAGUACUGUGUACCAGACUACAAAUAUCUCCCAUUCAUUGACACUGCAGAGACAGAGGCCUGAUGUGAACAUGGCUGGACUUUGAUACAUGUACAGUACAUGAUACACACACACACACACACACAUCCUUCUCAUUUCCUUCAGUAUCUGUGAAUGUUAAAGGACAGUGUGGUGUGUGUAUAUAUUUACAUGAUAUCGUCACCUUUGUUCACAUGUACAGGAAGCAGGCUCACACACACACACACACACACGAGUAAUGUGAAUCUUUAUAAUGUUUACAGAAUGGAAUUCUUCAACCUUGACUCGUGGCUCCAGCAGGUAGACCACAUCAGACAGGAACCAGUGAGAGACUGAAGAGAAACAUUUUUGAGCCACAAAUUCUCAAAUGUCAAACUGUGUUUUUUCCUCCACUGAGUCAGACUGGACAUUUUUCCAUUUUUAUUUGGUCCCUCGCUGCCCAAACAUUUCUUCGUACUGAAGGCAGUCAGGUAGAAAGGGAUGAAGACAAUAAUAAUAAGUAAGAAAAACUCCCAGGUACAGCGAGAGGUCAACACCUCAACACCACAUCCAGAUUCUGUUCCUGUUUGAUUUAUAUUUGAAUAGUGCUCACAUGGAGGUCACAUGAAAUACCCAUCAGUCGCCAGCUACAGCAUCCAGUUCUGUGGAACUUUUCCAUGGGCAGCGUCGGCACCAAGAGAAAAGACACACCUCUUACAGUAGUGACAAUCAGGGUGGACGUGGCUUUUCGUAUCAAAAAGACGUAACAGACAGUGAUGUCAUCACCCUGUGGAGACAGAGCGCCUCAGUUGGGCUCAAGACAAGGAAAGCAAAGGGACACACCGUGGACCAACGAGAAGGAAAAACUAUUCCAGGCUUGAGUCUCCUCCCCACCUGACAGCUCAUGUUUCCAUGAUGAAAGUGCCAACACACACACACCACAUAGACAUCUAUAAAGUGUGGUUCCCUGAACGCAGCACGCUGGGACCAAAAACAACAGGUCUCAGGUUGACUUCCACCUGGUGUCCAGUGUUGGACGACCAGUGAGAAUAUUCUCUACCGUUUGCAUUCCAGACAGAUUUCACUUUUUAAUUCUCCUCUUGAAUUUAACAUUCUCUUUCAAAUGUAGCUGAUUAUGUUGCACAAGUACAGAUUACCGUUACCAGUCGCCGGACCAAAUCCUCCGCUUGGACCACGUGGACUAUGAUUUUAAAAGGCAAGCAUUGAUUAAGGAAACCUGUCCCUCUGACUAAGUGAUCUGAGCGUUUGACUUCCACCUCACUCUGACACUUAUCCCCAGCUCUUGAUUUCUGUUAAAAGCCGCUGCUCCAUGGGUGGGCUUCCCUGACACUCACUCUGUGGAGCAGGGAAAAAAUAGGCAUUUUGUGUGUUUGCAUGAAGUGUUUCCAAACUGUUGUGUAUUUAAUCUCAUGCUGCGUGUGACUAACUAGCUACCUUCCACAGGAACAGUUUGGUUUGCUGAAUGCUCCUCCGCUCUCUUCCGAGAGUCCUAAAUGUGAACUUUGUGUUUUUUUUUCUAUAACAGUCAGAGAGUGUCUGCCAGGUGACGGCGCAAAAUAGCUGUAAAAACGAAGAAAUGUAACUUUGAACUUCUAGACGUUUUUUGAUAACAUGUGGCCGUGUUUACUGUUUUUUCUAGUCGACUACUAAUGUACGAUGUUGUGUAAAAGUGGGACUAUACUUCGUUUUACUUCUUCUAACCGUAAAGUCGUGUGAAACCAGAGAUUAGGACCAGGUGUGAAGUCAAAUAGUUGCACUAUAGUCCAUAUUUUCUUCAUUCAAACCUCAUGAUAGUUUGACAUUCAUUUUCAUUUUUCUAACAUACUGACGUCCAUAUUUAUGAUGAAUACUCAUAAAUACUCUAGAAUGUUGGUUUUUAAUAAACUAAAUCACAGAGAUUCCCACCUUCAGUAGUUGCCGUGUAUCCAAAUCCCAUUCCCAGAUUUAAUAAAUGCAUUAAAACUAAGAUGUGCAGUUUGGUCAUUUUCAUCAACUUUGUUUAAAUCAGAAAAGGGACAUUUCACACGGAUCUACUAAAAUAAAAAUAGUACAAUUGGAAGCUGCGACAUUUAGUUCUAACAAUAGUCUGAACAGAGGAAAGCCCUUUUUACACGUCGUAGUAAUGGUACCAGUUGAUGCAGUAUUAUUCCCAGAUCAGUUUCCUGUUACUGUUCUGAAAAGUUACUUCUGUUUCUUUGCCUCUGUUUAAACUUUUUGGAUUGUGUUGCAGUCAUCAGUUUCUAUUUGGUCAUGUUUCACAUCAACAAGAAUUUCAACACAGAUAUCCUGUAAAAAAUGUUCAGAUGAAUUUCCAGACUACACUUUUUUUUUUCAUUUCCAUUUUUUAAGAUGUGAAAAAAAGUGAAUGUUUUCAUUUAUUUAUUCAUUCAUGGAAUUUAUUUUAUUAUUAUGAUCACCUUGCACUGGGGGAUGAAAAUGUACCAAUACAAGGGCCUGUGUUUGUUUUGUGUGUGUGUGAAUUAGAGAGAUACUGGGAGAGAGAGAGAGAGCAGUACAUCAGAGUUUACGGCUCUGUGUCUGCUCCAACAGUACAAAGAUCAUUGUGGGUUUUGGGUGGAGGAAGAAUUCAAUAAGGAUAGUUAAUGAAAAGCAAUAACAACAGUUAUAGUAAUUAUAAAACAGACUCUACUUACUGAAUUAUUUAUUUUCUCAUUUAAAGUGUGCAGCAGUCAGGAGAGCUUAUGUCUUUAGGUGUAAAACUGCUCUUCUGCACAGGGAGGAGAACCUUCCAGAGCCCAGACGUUAUUUUACUCUUUAUCGUUGUCAACCUUCAUUAAAGCUAAUGUAAAGUUUCCAAUUAUAACGUUGAGUCUCACAGUGUUUAACUACUCACUUCUAAAGCUCUACACUAAUGGGACCAGUGUACACUUCUAUUAUUAAUAUGACGUGUAAUGAAUAUAUCAUUAAUUUGGGAGUAAAGUCACUCUUUUCGGUUCUAAGAAAAUGUUGAUCAUUGACGCCUGGAGAAAUGGUUUGGAUUUAAGACAAAAUAUUGUGAAAAAAAAGAAUUAUAAUAAUAAUGUGAUCAUGUGACAAACAGUGGUUGACAACAACUCAUAACAUGAUGUUAGUACCUUGAUUUCUUUGCUCAGCUCGGUUCUUCCUCCGUCCACACACGUCCAUUAUCACACCAGACGUUUGAUGCUUCUUUUCUUGAUUUUGUUUUUCAGGCGACUGACUGUACAUAAAUUAGACAGUUGGUAAUAAAGUAGACAGUGAAGAGAUUAAGUCGUCCAUUUGUUCUUUGUUUUUCCAAACAUUUUUUGUAUUCACAGUGUCAAAAUAUUGUCACGCUAAGUUGUUUACUUUGAGAUUAACUUUAAAUAAAAAGUGCUUUUACUAAUUC
Messenger RNA from Cynoglossus semilaevis (tongue sole), 6535 nucleotides. RefSeq names its product sodium/potassium transporting ATPase interacting 2 (gene nkain2). The transcript has 8 exons. NCBI's taxonomy places the organism in Eukaryota, Metazoa, Chordata, Actinopteri, Pleuronectiformes, Cynoglossidae. Gene Ontology annotation, biological process: regulation of sodium ion transport. The coding region runs from base 1926 to 2552 and encodes 208 amino acids. The record is from RefSeq and is a predicted model, not a curated record.